Messenger RNA from Caenorhabditis elegans, 5439 nucleotides. It is a transcript of the gene dip-2, whose product is annotated as DMAP1-binding domain-containing protein. The coding region runs from base 4 to 5049 and encodes 1681 amino acids. The transcript is spliced from 16 exons. The record is from RefSeq and is marked reviewed. NCBI's taxonomy places the organism in Eukaryota, Metazoa, Nematoda, Chromadorea, Rhabditida, Rhabditidae.
AUAAUGAAUGAUCCGGACACACUGCCCGACGAAGUUCGGGAAAAGUUGGCCGAGCUCGACUUGGAGCUGAGCGAGGGGGACAUCACCAAGAAGGGGUACGAUAAGAAACGGGAUGCGCUUUUGGCGCCUUUUAAGAGUCUGCGGGCAGCAAAUGCACUUCACGCCGAACAAUCAUCAGCUUCACCGAAUUCUCGGUCAAAUCGUAGAAAUCAACGGAGAGUUACUCAAGAUGAUGACAGAUAUCAUUCUGAAAUCCGAGUAGAAGCAGUUCAUCAAGCAUUAGCCGAGUAUUCUGAUGGUCGGAAGCUUGGACCACAACCAGUAAAACCGCAUCGACGAAAUGGAACAUCUGUGAGCAGAUCGUCGAGCGCUCAAAAAAGCAAACGAUCGAAUCACUCGGGAAGAAGGAUGUUGUCGGAUUCAUCAUCAGAAGACGAAGACAGUGUGAAUGGUGGAACACUGGGAAGGAAGGAUUCAACACUUACACGUCCACCACAGACAGCACCACGGACGGCUUCACUCGUGUCAAAUAAGAAUAAGAAGGAGACAUUGGCAUCGACGUCAGAUGCGGCGGCAGCACCUCCACCGCCGAUUUCAAGAAAUACUGCAGAACGACGUGCUGCUGCUGCUUCAGGUGGUGGUACAAGGAAAGAACGAGCUGUAGAGGAUAUGCUUCGACUUGUUCAAGAGAAUCGAGAUCGGCAUGAUCAACAACAGAAGGACUAUGGCGAGUAUGUUCAGGCGAGAAUCCGACCGAAGGCUCCUGGUGGAGAAGUGAUUCGUGUUGCUCGGCAAGACUAUCGAAAUAGUAAGAUUAUUGUGACAGAUGGCGAUGCGAUUCGAAUUUCUCCACACAGAGAGGAAAUUGAGACAACAAUCGAAGAAACAACAUCACUUCAUAACGGACAUGACGAUGAAGCUGUCUAUGUGAAUACGACGAUUGGUGGAGCAGCACGGCCACCAUCACCGAAUGAGGGCCAAGAUUAUCAGAAUGCUGUUUUACCUCUCAAGCAAGCGAAAGUCUCUUCGAAGAUUCAAAAUGUCGUAAAUGCACUUCAGAGGCCGAGAAGCAAGCCAUUGCAAGACUAUUACAAUGAUGAUGACGCCGAGUUGGAGGCGAUGGCCAAAAUUCGAGAUCCUGAUGCUCCGAGACCCGAGGGAACUAUCAUGAAUCCGGUUAGAGGAGAGGCAGCACAUUCGAACACGAAUAACACGAUGCCUAGGAGUUUGGAUAGUUUCAGCGCAUUCCACCGAUUCGGAACUACGGCGGCCAAAAACAUUGCUGCAAUGGUACUCGAUCAAUCCGCGAAACCUUCCACUCAACUAACAUACGGAAAACUUCAUAGCCGAGCUGGAAAAGUUGCAUACAUGCUUUUGACGAAAACCGUCCAAGUCAACAAAGAUGGAUCGAAGAAUGUGAUGUGUAAACCUGGAGAUCGUGUUGCUCUAAUCUAUCCGAAUACUCAACCUCUUCACUUUCUUGCCGCUUUCUACGGAUGUCUUCAGGCUGGAGUCAUCCCAGUUCCAGUUGAAAUGCCAUCCUCAAAACGAGAAGCUGGAAUUGCUCAACUAGGAUUUCUUUUAGGAAACUGUGGUGUAAAAGUGGCUCUAACAUCGGAAUCUUGCUACAAAGGUCUACCGAAGAAAGUGAACACAUCGUCAACGUUCUCUGCUCCGUCUGGAUCCAAUUCACUGACUGGCACCAGCAGUGAGAUUGUCGACUUUCGUGGAUGGCCUCGACUCUGGUGGGCUGUCACUGAGCAUAUGUCAAAACCAUCUCGCGACUGGACAGCUCCACCGCGAUUAGCAGAUGAGACAAUUGCAUAUAUUGAGUAUACGACUGGAAAUGAUGGAACUGUUAAAGGAUGUUGUGUUACGAGGCAGGCUGUAUUUGCACAUUGUCGAGCACUCACAACUGCUAUGGAGUAUAAAGAAGACGAAACAAUGGUUUGUGUUGUGGAUUUCAAACGAGAAGUCGGCCUCUGGCAUGCGAUCCUUGCUUCAAUAUUCAACGGAAUGAAAGUAAUAUUCGUACCGUACUCGCUGAUGAAAAUGAAUCCUGCCACGUGGAUGCAUAUGGUAUCCAAGUAUCAGGCAACCACUGCACUCGUCAAAUCAAGAGAUCUUCAUUGGGCACUGCUAGCAACCAGAGAUCAUAAGGAUAUUUCGUUGGCUUCAUUACGGACACUUCUAGUCGCUGAUGGAGCAAAUCCUUGGUCACUCUCGUCGUGUGAUGCAUUUGCGGCCGCUUUUACUCCAUCACCAUACAGUCUACGUCCCGAUGCAAUGUGCCCGUGUGCUGGAAGUUCUGAAACUGGAACUAUUUCGAUUCGAAGACGUGGAAAUGCUCAAUUAGGGAGUCAAAGUGGGCGAGGAAUUCUGUCAAUGUCUGCGUUGAGUCACUGUGUUGUACGGGUGGAUACGGAGAAUUCGUUAACUAGUUUGACACUUCAGGAUGCUGGUCAAAUAGUCGCUGGUGCCGUGGUUGUAGUAACUGCGAUCGAUGGAUCCAACCGACUAUGCCAGGCUGAUGAAAUCGGUGAAAUUUGUGUUUCUGCCAACUCAACAGCUCAACUUUAUUGGGCUCUCGAUGGUCAAACACAUCACACAUUCAAAGUGGAACCAGUUGGAGAAUAUGGAAAACUUAUCGGAGCUGUCAGAUAUGUCCGAAGUGGACUCAUCGGAUUUAUGGGUCCAGAUGGAAUGGUUUUCGUAGUGGCUCGACGUCAAUCUCUUCUCGCUGUUUCUGGUCGUUAUCACUCUGCUGAUGACAUCAUUGCUACGGUACUUGCGGUCGAACCAAUGAAAUUUGUGUAUCGAGGAAGGAUUUGUGUGUUUUCGACGAGUGUUCUUCGUGAUGAACGGAUUGUAAUUGUGGCUGAACAGAAGCCGAAUUGUUCUGAAGAGGAAGCUUUUGAUUGGAUCACCCGCGUUCUACGUGCAAUCGAUACUAUUCAUCAAGUUGGAAUCUAUUGCUGUGCCCUCGUCCCCGCCAAUCAUCUUCCGAAGACACCACUCGGAGGAGUCCAUGUUUCCGAAACAAAACAACGAUUCGAGAAUGGUGAUCUCCAUCCGAGCACACUUCUCAUGUGCCCACACAAUUGUGUUCUGAAUCUUCCGAAGCCUCGAGAACGGCAAGCUGAUGUUGGUCCUGCGGCGAUGUUUGUUGGAAAUAUUGUUCAAGGUGUUCGAAUUGCGGUUGCCAAGGGAAGAAAUAUUGAUGAUGAACCGUCUCUCCCACUGCUGGAAUGCUUACGAUCUCGAGCCCAAUCUUCUCCGGAUCAUCGUAUUCUGACUCUUGUCACUUCAAAAAAUGCUGAACAAGACACUGCAACAUGCUCAACUCUUCUGAAACGUGCUGAACGAAUCGCCGGACUGCUCACUGACAGAGCCCGAUUAAGUCGUGGAGACCAUGUGGCACUGAUCUUCCCUCCAUCUAUCGAUCUUGUCGCCGCGUUUUUUGGAUGUCUUUCUGCUGGACUCGUCCCUGUUUGCAUCAAACCACCUGUGGCUUCUGAUCUCAACACAACUCUCGGUCCUAUUAGAAUGAUGGUUGAUAUGAGUAAAGCUGUCGCAAUUUUGGCACCACAGAAUGUGAGCAAACUGUUGAAGAGCAAAGAAGCCGCGCAUAGCAUUGAUUCGAACGCUUGGCCAAUGAUUUUGGAUUUGGAAGAUGCACCGUCAUCAUGGAGACGAAAGAAUAAUAAUAAUUGUGAUACAACGACUUCUGGAAGUAGCGGAGCUGCAUCGAAAGAAGAAAUAUGUUAUCUCGACUUUUCAAUCAAUUCAUCUGGACAACUUCAAGGAUCUUCAAUGUCAGAAGCGUCGGCGAUAACUGUCUGUAAAAGUAUAAAAGUUUCAUCGGAACUUUAUCCAUCAAGACAUGUUGUUGUGUGUGCUCCACCAUAUUCUGGUAUAUCUCUGGUUCUCUGGUGCUUGUCAUCGGUAUAUUCUGGGCAUCAUACCACCUUAAUUCCACCAAUGGAAGUCGAACAACAGCCAUCACUAUUCUUGACGACUCUAUCAAAUCUGAAAGUUCGUGAUGCGUUCACCACAUACUCCACCAUCAACACAUGUGUGACACAGCUGGCGACAUCAGUCGAGAAUCUUCGCGAACGUGGAUGUAACCUGUCGAUGCUCAGAAGUUGUGUGGCGAUUGCCGAAGAACGACCCAGGAUUGCUCUGAUGAGCUCAUUCUGCAAGCUGUUUGCUCCUCUUGCACUCAACAAUCGUGCAAUCUCUACCUCAUUCUCAUCACGUGUAAACGCUGCCAUCUGUAUGCAAGGAGCAUCUGGACCGGAGCCAUCAACUGUCUACGUGGAUGCAAGAGCUCUUCGAAAUGAUCGUAUCUCGCUGGUCGGAAAAGGAGCACCGCAUAGUGUGGCACUGAUUGAAAGUGGAAAGCUUCUCCCGGGCGUCAAAAUUGCCAUUGCUAAUCCAGAAACGAGAGGGCAAUGCGCAGAUUCUCAUCUCGGAGAAAUUUGGGUGGCGAGUAUUCACAACGCAUCCCCAUUAAAUCGUUUGGCAAGUGUCACUGGGUUCGGAGACGAAGGAACGAUGAAUACGGAUGUCUAUAAUGCUCGUUUGACGACUGGAGACACAAAGACUCGAUGGGCUCGGACGGGAUACCUGGGUUUCCUUCGACAAACUCAAUCGAUCACCGAGCAUGGAGAGCUUCAUGAUGCAGUUUUUGUUGUUGGAGCUCUCAAUGAGAGUUUGGUUCUUCGUGGUAUGAGAUAUCAUCCAUUUGAUGUGGAGAGUACUGUUAGCAAAGCGCAUCGUUUUGUUGGAAAUUCAGCCGUCUUCACAUGGAAUCACCUUGUCGUUAUUGCCGCCGAAUGUACUGGCUCCGAGUCGGAUGCUCUCGAUCUCGUACCAGCCAUCACGUCAGCUGUCCUUGAGGAACAUCAUCUCAUCGUCGGAGUCGUUGUCGUCGUGGAUCCUGGAUCUAUCCGACAUGGGCCAGGCGGUGAGAAGCUGCGGAGCACUAUUCGCUCCCUGUUUUUGGAGGAGAAGCUCAAUCCGAUAUACGUAGCGUAUCACAUGUAACAAGUUCAUCCACCCUCCCCAUUCAUUUCCAAAAGUGCCCUUUAUCAUUCGGUUCCAGUUUCUUUUUAUUUUCUCAUUUCUCUUCACUUUUCUUGCCUUUCUACCUUUUUUCAAAAUUUGAAUUGUCCACAAUCAGUCAAUGUAUCAUAAAAUCCCAUGCCUCACUCACAAACACACUGCUUACUUUUUUGUCGGGUUUCUUUACUUAUUUCUUUUCUCAGAACUUUCUAAGCUAUCCAGCUUCUUCUCCCCCCAGAUACACACCGGUUCUCGACACCUCUAGUUGCUAUUUGACUGCCUUCCCCCUCAAUUUAAAUAUUUAUGUACUUUCUCAUUAUUAUAUUCAUUUUUAUACUAGUUAUUCUUUGUUCCAUAAAUCAUAGCCUUAAA